UUCCCGCAUGCAUCAGCAAAACUAUUUUCGCCCUCUUAUGAAUCAGCACUUUUUCCCGCAAGCAUCAGCACUUUUUCCGCAAGCAUCAGCACUUUUCCCGCAUGCAUCAGCAAAACUAUUUUCGGCCUCUUCCGGCGACCACCCACCAUCGCCGCCCCCUUGUCUACACACUACCAUAUAUCUCCACCCAACUCCCCCUCCUCCCAUGCACCCUCCCACCGUCACCAUCUCACCCCCUCUCCUCCAAGCCACACCUCUCUCCACCAGCUCCCACCUUCAUCCUCUUCUCCGGCCUCCUCUUCCCUACCCUCCUCCUCCCCACCCAUCUCAUCUCACCCCUCGCCUCCACUCAUUCAACUCCCACCCCUCUCCGCUCUCUCCUCCAUCCUUCCUACCUCUUUCCCACACGACGCUCCCAUCCCCCCUCUCCUUCUGUUCUCCUCCUUACCCCCACCCCCACAUCCCCUCUCUUCCUUCCUACCCCUUCCCUCCCGCCCGCCUCCCCUCGGUCUCACCCCUUCCCAGACCCUCACCUCCCAUCCCAACACCCCCAGCCACCUCUUCCCUUUCCUCCUUCUCGUCUCCUCCAACCCUUUCACCGACCUCCAAACCCCCUCUUCCCUUCCCCCUACUCCCACCUCCCUCUUCCUCCCUCACACCUUCCACUCUCCUCCCUCACUUCUCACCCUUUCCACCUUUCCUCAGAUCCAUCCAUUCCCUUCCGCCCUCCCUCAACCUCCCGUGCUUCCCCCACUUCCCAUUUCACUCAUCCCCCUCCCCCUCCUUCGCCCCCUGUCCACCUCUCCCGUCUACCAUCCCGCCAAUCCCCCUCAGCCUCUUCCUCAUGCUCAUCCCUUCCUUCAUCCUCCCCCCAAUCCAUCCCCACCCCACCUACCCCCUUUCACCUAUCCCCUCACUUCACCUUUCCCUCCCACUUCCUUCCCUCCAACCACCCCCCUUUCGCCCCCACCAGGGACCUCCACUCUCCUCUUUCUCCACCGCUGUCCCAUCACCACUCUUCUCCUAA
This is a messenger RNA of Pomacea canaliculata, 1027 nucleotides long. RefSeq names its product extensin-like. The coding region runs from base 8 to 1027 and encodes 339 amino acids. NCBI's taxonomy places the organism in Eukaryota, Metazoa, Mollusca, Gastropoda, Architaenioglossa, Ampullariidae. The transcript has 2 exons. The record is from RefSeq and is a predicted model, not a curated record.